Molecule: messenger RNA, 4290 nt
Organism: Microthlaspi erraticum
Lineage: Eukaryota; Viridiplantae; Streptophyta; Magnoliopsida; Brassicales; Brassicaceae
Source: the annotation of a GenBank genome assembly
AUGAAAAAGCAUCGGUUUAGAGAGACCUUGAAGUCUUUCUUUGAGCCUCAUUUUGAUCAUGAGAAAGGUGAAAUGCUUAAAGGAUCAAAAUCUGAGAUAGAUGAAAAGGUGAAGAAAAUCUUGGGAAUGGUUGAGAGUGGACACAUCGACGACGAUGAAUCUAAGAGACAAGUGGUUUCAGAGUUAGUGAAUGAAUUCUACAGCGAGUACCAGUCUCUGUAUCGUCAGUACGAUGAUCUAACAGGAGAGAUCAGGAAAAAGGUCCACGGGAAAGGAGAAACCUCUUCGUCAUCGAGCUCAGACUCAGAUUCUGACCAUUCUUCAAAGAGGAAGACUAAGAGAAAUGGACAAGUACAGAAAGAUGUAGAGUCAGUAACAGAUGGCUUGAAGCAACAAAUCGAAGCUGCGAAUCUUGAAAUUGCUGAAUUAAACAGGAAGUUGACGACGAGUAUUGAAGAAAAAGAAGCAGUAGAUUCUGAGCUUGAAGCAGCUUUGACGAAGUUAAAAGAAUCAGAAGAUAUCAUCAACAAUCUGAAACUUGAAACUGAGAAGUUGGAAGGCGAAAAGACAACAGCUCUGAGUGAUAGCAGAGAAGUACAUCAGAAACUGGAAGUUGCUGGCAAAACAGAAACUGAUCUGUAUCAGAAGUUAGAAGAUAUAAAAAAAGAGAGAGAUGAACUGCAAACUGAAAGAGACGAUUAUAUCAGAAGAUGUCAAGAAGCUGAAAAAGUUGCAGAAGAUUGGAAAACAACGAGUGAUCAGCUCAAAGAUGAAGUUUCUAAUUUCAAGCAGCAGCUAGAAGCAUCAGAGCAACGAGUUUCGGAUCUGACCCGCAGAAUGAAUAGCGCAGAGGAAGAGAACAAAUCUCUAUCUUUGCAAGUUUCAGAGAUUUCAGGUGAGAUCCAACAGGCACAGAACACUAUACAAGAACUCACUUCUGAACUGGGAGAGGUGAAAGAAAAGUACAAAGGAAAAGAGAGUGAGCAUUCUAGUCUGGUGGAGUUACAUGAGACCCAUGUAACAGAAUCAUCUAGUCACGUGAAAGAAUUAGAAGCACUGGUGGAAUCAUCAGAGAAAUUGGUUGCAGAUUUGAACCAAAGCCUGAAUAAUGCAGAGGAAGAGAAAAAACUGCUAUCUCAGAAAGUGUCAGAGAUCUCCAGUGAGAUUCAACAGGCGCAGAACACCAUACAAAAACUCACGUCUGAAUGUGAACAGUUGAAAGAGAGCCACAGUGUGAAAGAGAGAGAGUUUACUGGUUUGAGGGACACCCACGAGACUCAUCAGAGAGAAUCAUCCACCCGAACGAGUGAAUUAGAAGCUCAACUGGAAUCCUCAGAAAAGCAGGUCUCAGAUUUGAGUGCGAGUCUGAAGGCUGCAGAGGAAGCAAACAAAGCUAUCUCCUCGAAGAAUGUGGAAACCCUGGACAAGCUUGAACAGGCGCAGAACACUAUACAGGAACUCAUGGGUGAAUUGGGGGAGUUGAAAGACCGACACAAAGAGAAAGAGAGUGAGAUUUCUAGUUUGGUGGAGGUACAUGAGUCACAUCAGAGAGAUUCAACAAGUCGAUUGAAAGACUUAGAAGCGCAAGUGGAAUCAUCAGAGAAAUUGGUUGCAGAUUUGAACCAAAAUCUGAACAAUGCAGAGGAAGAGAAGAAACUGCUAUCUCAGAAAGUAUCAGAAGUCUCCAGUGAGAUUCAACAGGCGCAGAACACCAUACAAGAACUCGUGGCUGAGUCUGAACAUUGGAAAGAGAGCCACAGUGUGAAAGAGAGAGAGUUUUCUGGUUUGAGGGACACCCACGAGACUCAUCAGAGAGAAUCAUCCACUCGAAUGAGUGAUUUAGAAGCUCAACUGAAAUCAUCAGAAGAGCGGGUCUCAGAUUUGAGUGCGAGUCUGAAUGCUGCAGAGGAAGAAAGUAAGUCCGUGUCCUCGAAGAUCUUGGAAACUACAGACGAGCUCAAACAGGCGCAGAACAAGAUACAAGAACUAAUGGCGGAAUUGGCAGAGUCGAAAGAUUUACACAUACAGAAAGAGAGUGAGCUUUCUAGUUUGGUGGAGGUACACGAGUCACAUAAGAGAGAUUCAUCGAGUCAGGUGAAAGAAUUAGAAGCGCAGGUGGAAUCAGGAGAGCAACGGGUUAAAGAUUUGAACCAGAGGCUAAACAGUGCAGAGGAAGAGAAUAAAGUGUUGUCUCAGCGAAUUUCAGAAAUGUCGAAUGAGAUCAAGCAGGCAGAGAACACCAUACAAGAACUCAUGUCUGAGUCUGGACAGUUAAAAGAGAGCCACAGUGAGAAAGACAAGGAACUUUUCAGUUUGAGGGAUAUCCAUGAGACUCAUCAGAGAGAAUCAUCCACUCAUUUAAAAGAUUUAGAAGAGCAACUGAAGUCAUCUGAACAACGGGCUUCGGAGUUAAGCGAGAGUCUGAAGAUUGCAGAGGAAGAAAACAAAACCAUGUCCACUAAAAUCUCAGAUACUUCAGGCGAGCUCAAAAGGUUACAGAUCACGUUGCAGGAACUCACAGCUGAGUCAAGCAAACUUAAAGAGCAGCUCACUGAGAAAGAAGGCGAACUUUUACUUUUGACAGAGAAGGAAAGCAACUCACAGGUGCAAAUAAAAGAACUAGAAGCAACAGUAGCGACCCUUGAGCUGGAACUACAGUCUGUUCGUGCCCAUACAAUAGAUCUUGAGACAGAUAUUGCAAGCAAAACCACUGAAGUUGAGAAAUUGGAAGCUCAAAACACAGAAAUGGUUGCUAGAAUCUCCGAACUUGAGAAGAAAAUGGACGAGAGAGGAACUGAACUCUCUGUUUUAACCCAAAAACUAGAGGAUAAAGAGAAGGAAUCAUCGUCCACAAUUGAGAGCUUGACAGCUGAGAUUGAUGGCCUACGAGCAGAACUAGAUUCAAUGUCUGCUCACAAGGAUGAGUUGGAGAAAGUAAUAGUUAACAAAGGCGAUGAAGCUUCAAUGCAGGUUAAAGGUUUAGCGGAUGAGAUCGAUGGUCUGAGCCAACAAGUGGCCUCACUUGAGAGCCAGAAAGCAGAACUCGAGAUUCAACUUGAGAAGAAGUCUGAGGAGAUCUCUGAAUAUAUGAGUCAGGUUACAAAUCUAAAAGAGGAGAUCAUAAACAAGGCCAAAGAUCUUGAGAAUAUUGCAGAAGAAAGAAAUGGUUUAUCUGAGAAGAUCAAUGGCCUUGAAGUUGAGCUAGAGACUCUACAGAAACAGAGAAGUGAGCUUGAUGAGGAGCUGAGAACUAAAACAGAAGAUAACGUUCAACUGCGUGAUAAAAUCAGCCAAGCCUCCGCUGAAACAAUGACCUUGACAGAACGGAUCAACAAUCUGCAGCAUGAGCUUGAUUCUCUACAGUCGCAGAAGAGUGAAACUGAAGCAGAGCUUGAUAGAGAGAAGCAAGAGAAAUCAGAAUUGUCCAGUCAGAUCACUGAUUUCCAGAGAGCAUCGGUGGAGCAAGAAGCUGCUUACAAUACACUGAGAGAGGAACACAAACAGAUCAACGAACUGCUCAAAGAACGUGAGGAAACACUCAAUAAGCUAACAGAUGACCAUAAAGAAGCUCAAAGACUGUUGGAGGAGACAGGUAAGGAAGUAACAUCCAGAGACUCUGCAAUUGCUGUAUUUGAAGAGACGAUGGAGAGUUUACGUAACGAGCUGGAAAUGAAAGGAGAGGAGAUCGAAACUCUCAUGGAGAAGAUCAGUAACAUUGAGGUUAAGCUACGAUUAUCGAAUCAGAAACUGAGAGUAACUGAACAGGUUCUUACGGAGAAAGAAGAAGCUUUCAGGAGAGAAGAAGCUAAGCACUUGGAGGAGCAAGCAUUGCUUGAGAAAAGUCUCACAGUGACACACGAGACUUAUCGAGGUAUGAUCAAAGAGAUAGCAGAUAAAGUGAACAUAACACUAGAUGGGUUUCAAUCAAUGUCGGAAAAACUCACGGAGAAGCAAGGGAAGUACGAGAAAACAGUAAUGGAGGCGUCGAAAAUACUGUGGACAGCGACGAAUUGGGUGAUAGAGAGGAAUCACGAGAAGGAGAAGAUGGAGAAAGAGAUGGAGAGGAAAGAGGAGGAAAUAAAAAAGCUUGGAGAAAAAGCAAGUGAAGAUGAAAAGGAGAAGGAGACGAUGAAAGAGACUCUGAUGGGACUUGGAGAAGAGAAAAGAGAAGCGAUAAGGCAACUAUGUGUUUGGAUCGAUCAUCACAGAGGUCGCUGUGAAUAUCUUGAGGAGAUUUUGUCUAAGACAGUUGUAGCUCGAGGAGGCCAAAGACAGUCACAGCGAGCCUAA